Messenger RNA from Notodromas monacha, 4417 nucleotides. NCBI's taxonomy places the organism in Eukaryota, Metazoa, Arthropoda, Ostracoda, Podocopida, Cyprididae. The record is from the annotation of a GenBank genome assembly.
GCAGAUUCUCAUGAAAGUUUCCAAUAUGAACUGGUGAGUUCUUCGGUGCAACUUCGUGAAUAUGGCGGAAAUGGUCGAGGAAGCGCAGAUGUCUCCGCCUUCGAGUGUUCUAGGAAAAUUCCGAGCUCUUUGUCCAUCAUUUGAGAUCGACAGCGUGAAUGGACUGGAGGAUAGCGAAGACUCGAACGACUUGUUUGCGUCCGAUUCGGUAACCUUCAUGGAUGCAAGUUACGGGAGAACGACGAAUUCGAGCAACUCUGCGCUUUCCCCGUGCCAUUACGAAUCAUCGUCUGAUGGUUCUCCGGACAUCAAGGAAGAUAUCAAACCAUCAACAUCAUCUCUCCCUGAAGGUUGUGAUGCAGAUGCGAACCAAUCUGCUUCGUCCCGUGUUCCCGUGAAGUCUGAGCCGGAAAGACACGAUGAUAGCAAUGAAACUGAUUCUGGGAUUGCGUCAUAUGUGGUUGUCGAAUUCGCGGAGGAAAACGAUUCGGGGCUCACUCUAGCCACAAGCCCUCGUUUUGAGCAAUUCUCGAAUACUGAUGGGUUUAGACGGGAUACGAACAUUUUACGCACUGCGAUGCUCAGUGAAUCUGAGGGACAUCGAGAUAAUCCUCCCGAUGGUUGGAUUAUAGAGUCGGAAGUCUCACAGUCCCCGGUGAAUUCAACGCAGAAUCACGAAGAGAAUCGGUCUGAUUCUCCCAUGGUUGCUGUUUACAGAUUUCCGUUCCAUCGCGAAAGACGGAUUUCAACGAGCUCGAGUGACGAGGAGCGAUUGAUGGUUGUUCGUAGACGCGUACGCCGACGCAAGCGUAAAAUCCUUGACAGUCGCUCAAUGGUUGUUCAAGGAAGAGCUAAGCGUAGGCAACCAAAUGAUGGUCCUUCUGCUCCAGAUCUUCAAUUGGACUGUUUAUCUUCCUCAUCUACAGAUGAGGUUGAGUUUUCUGAACCUGAAGGAAGCAGCCGAGAAAGAUAUUUUCCAGGUGCUGCGGGUGCUGAAGCUGCGACAACUUCGAAUGCGGAUGAAGUGGUGGUGAUAAGUGACGACGAUGAUAAUGAUGUUAAAUUUCUUGGUACCGGUGUUGCCCCUGAAUCCUCCAGAAAUGAUUGUACGAAUGCAUCGCCGACUGUGGUGGAGCUGUCCAGUGGACCCGAUUCUGAUGUGGAAAUCUUGGAAGAAACACCUGCGGCGCCCUCUGUGUCGCAAAUUGAGAACAGAGCAACAGGGGAGUCGGAUUACGAGCCUCCCGUUGGAGAUAAUGUUACAUUCUCUAUCUAUGACGAGUUUGAUGAAUUCACUGCCCAAUUUCGAACUAUUCCCAUGAAUGCGAAUGAGCCUUCUAGCGCAAGAGUGACGAAUGCCAGGAAUGUGACUGAUGAUGUGUCUGGGGUGCUCGAGAGUGUACCAAUCAUUCAGUCAGAUCCUGCUGAUGCUAUGUUGCGGAGUAGGUUGGAAAGUCCCUUGAGAUUUGGAGCGCUGGACUUGGCCAAUGGACCUCAUCCGGAUUUGAUGAAUCCUGGACCAUCGAAUGUUGUUCGUGAUGUGGUUGUUGAUGCUGUGAUGGCUCCAAGUGGGGGGCAUGAAGAUCCAGAAAGAAUGUCCGUCAGUGUUGGUUGUCAAUUUAGAGUUGAAGCAUCCGUGCGAGCAAAUAUGGAUCCAAGACUUGCGGCGUCCUCAAGUUUCCAUUUUGAACCAGUACCUCCACCUGCGCCUCCGGUUCCUGUGCUGCCACCGCCUUCACAGCAGUUUACUCAACAGCCCGUGCAGUUUCAGUCUUCGUCCAUGUCUGGCCCUGCGUUGCAACGAAUGCCUCACACCAUGCUGGAGCUUUGCUUGUUACCUCAGCGCACCAUUCCAACAGUUGUUGCCAAUCCUGGAAUGGUCGUCAGAGAAAGAGAAGAUCAAGUAGCGCCAUCGACCAGCUCAUGUGGCGCACAGUCGACUGAGGGACCAGUUCCACCUGUGUCGGUCAAUAGUCCAUCCUCGGGAAGGCGGAUGCGAAUGUAUCAAAGGACGCGUCUUAUGCCUUUACAUCAAUCUACGAGAGUCAUGCCCACUUCUGAAGGUACCACGGAAGGUACCACCAACCCUGGAUUUGAAGUUCCGGUUGCGCAUGGACAGAGCAGCUUGCCGUUUGCCCACAGCAGUAGACCACCUUGGAGAUCAAGCCCUAGUUACAGGUCUUUCUUCAGACUCGGGAUCAAUGAAGGAUCAUCAACUUUAGUUCAGAACCCAUCAUCACGCACUGUUAUUGAAAGGGAAACUUCUCUUAGGCCACGGAAUUUGGCAAGAAUGGUUGAGGGAGAACAAGUGGAUCCUGCUCCGAUACGUAUCGUCAGCGAUGUCAGUGCUGCUCCCGUUGCUCCACCUCCACUGCCAACGCAACCGCCAAUACCUCACACGUUAUUCCGUCAUCACACAUCUUCGCGUGGAUUACCGAUGUUGACUUGGCGGGGCGUGAUCCGUCCUGGUCGGUCAGGCAUGUCGGACCCGAAUGCUGGCGUGCAGGACCUCACAUCACAGGCUGGCUCAAGCAUGGUAUCAACUUCUUCGCAUUCGUCUUCAUCGUCUUCGAGGCCCUUGGAGUCUUGGCAUCGGCCAGUCUUGCAAAUGUAUCCGACGCCGUCUUCUGCAAGCCAAUUUCCUCGCUCUACCAUGAGCGAUGCGCAGUACUUGUACUACCCGCCGACAUCAGACCAUGUGUUCCAUUUCCUGCGCAAUGGGCUUCAGAUGCCAUUCCUGCCGGGGUUGUCACCUAUACAACGCGGCGCUUCGGUGGAGCUCAUCGAAAAGAACUCUCAUCCACAUAGUUAUAAAAAGAUUACAAGGUCGAGAGAAGGUGACGAGGAAGAAGAUAAAUGCACGGUGUGCUUGAGUGAUUUUGAAGAAGGCGAGGACGUCCGGCGAUUGCCAUGCCUUCAUUUGUUCCACCGCAACUGCGUUGACCAAUGGCUUACGCAGAACAAGGCCUGUCCAAUUUGCAGGGCUAUGGACAAAUCUGGGAAAAGAAAACGCGAAGCAAAAGUUUCAAAGAUCGUUGAGCUGAAGGACUACAAGGUUGAUGAAAUACCGCCGCUGCUUCUGUCAUUCGAGCACGACCAUUCCUUGGAAGUUCCUGUGGAAACUGCCGAGUUCAGCGCCUCGAAAGCUUUGAUAAAUGUAGCCCCGAAGAGGAAAUCGGCUUUGCAUGAAGUUCCGGCUAAAAUCAAGCGGACGAUUACGUGUUCUAAUCGGGAUAAUCCUGGGAUAACGUAUACUGCGUCUGUGGGAGAUCCAACUUUCGAUGAACUUAAUGGAAUUGCAUAUGAAACCGAGAGAAGAUUCCUGGUAGUUCGAAACAAGACUACCGACACGGCAGAGUUGUAUGAGUUGCAAAAUUUUAAAAUGGCUGCCGAUCUGUGGAAACUCCCUGGAGUCGCUUCCAAGAUCGACGACGAUUCUGGUACAGAGAACAAACUUCAGCGUAUGGCCAAGUUGGAAGGAUUGACGGAGCUCACGGCCCUUGAUAAGCUUCGUUUGGAAUCCGAGCUUGCAGUCCAGGAAUUCGGUUCUAAACGAGCGAAGGCUGUGGUGAUGCAGAGGAAGCACGGUCGACAGAACAAAUUGGCCGACAGUGAUGUCCAGCAAAUGAUGGACCGGAUUGUUGAAGUUGGAGGAAAGACAGAAGAGGAGAAAACGGAACUGAUGACGGAAUACCUACAAGAUUUGUUCCCUCCCGCGAAUCGCGAAGCCACGGAUGUGACUGAGGUUUACAAAUGGGAAGAUGUAGUUGGAGAAGGCAUGCUGCAAAAAUUGGAAAAGUGUCUCCCGGAGGACUUUUUCGAGAACACCUUCACGACAAAAUCCGUUGCUGAAAUCGAGCACAGAUUCCGUGGGAUGAAGAAGCCACCAAAGAAGGGUACUUUCGAACGAAUGCUCGUUGCCAUCAAAGCCUGUGACAGUGUAAGGAAGACGGAGGAAGGUCUGAAGAAGCGGACGUCCAUGCUGUGUGCUUGUUUAUUUUUCGACGCCCUACUGUUCAUGCUGAAUGAGAAAAGCACCGCGUUGAAAAAGGUAGACAUGUGGCCCACCUGGUCCAAUCCCGAUGUACAACGCGAGCUGCUCAAGUUUUUCUGUGAAUUUUCUGUCGGGCAUAACCGCAGGAUGGGGCUGACUAAAACGGUAUCCGCCGAAACGAAAAUCCUGGCAUACCUUAUUGUGACUGAGUUCAUGAUGAAAAGUUAUACAUUUUCGCUUUCGGAUUUUUCGAAGGUUUCUGGAGUAACAAUCGAAAAAUUAACGUCCGUGGUUAAUGGCUGUGGAGGCCGAGUACGAUCUGGCGGUGCUCAAGCCGUUCUCAAACUUCCCUUGACGUCGCUGGCUGAAGCCGCGAGAAUGGGUCGAAGGCGAAAUAAAGCAAAUUAGAUUUGAAUGGCAAAA